Onychostoma macrolepis is the source of this 5032-nucleotide messenger RNA. RefSeq names its product ras-related protein Rab-3C-like. The record is from RefSeq and is a predicted model, not a curated record. The transcript is spliced from 6 exons. Gene Ontology annotation, cellular component: plasma membrane; synaptic vesicle; endosome. Gene Ontology annotation, molecular function: GTPase activity; GTP binding. Gene Ontology annotation, biological process: protein secretion; protein localization to plasma membrane; regulation of exocytosis. NCBI's taxonomy places the organism in Eukaryota, Metazoa, Chordata, Actinopteri, Cypriniformes, Cyprinidae. The coding region runs from base 321 to 992 and encodes 223 amino acids.
AGAAUGUUUGCCUUAACUACUUCCUGCCAGGGUUUCCAGAGGCUUUCCAGAUUAAAAUGAUUGACAGAUACCAAACCAAUGAGAUUUAAGAGAUCGAUCUGCCCUCUGGACUUCUGCAAAUCUCUGGACUACAAACAGCUGAACGGCUCUUUUCGAGAAAACUACAAUUCCCAGCAGCAUGCGCGAGUGCGUGACGUUGGCUCGGCCGGGAGCGCGCACCGCGGAGCGGCUGGUGCUGAUGCUCAGAGGACACGGAGUGAUCCGAGCAUCACCGGGAACCGACUGAAUUAUUGUGCCAAAUAUCUUUGGGCUUCGGUAGUAUGCGUCAGGACGGAUCCAUGCAGAUGGCUGCGACACAGAAAGAAGGAUCUGACCAGAACUUCGAUUACAUGUUCAAACUGCUGAUCAUCGGCAACAGCAGUGUAGGAAAGACGUCGUUUCUCUUCCGGUACGCUGACGACUCCUUCACGUCAGCGUUUGUGAGCACGGUGGGCAUCGAUUUCAAAGUCAAAACCGUCUACAAGAACGACAAGAGAAUCAAACUGCAGAUAUGGGAUACUGCCGGGCAAGAGAGAUACCGCACCAUCACCACGGCGUACUAUCGUGGAGCCAUGGGCUUCAUCCUCAUGUACGACAUCACUAACGAGGAGUCGUUCGGAGCGGUGCAGGACUGGUCAACCCAGAUAAAGACAUACUCCUGGGACAAUGCGCAGGUCGUCCUGGCAGGAAAUAAGUGUGACAUGGAAGAGGAGAGAGUUGUGUCUUCAGAUAGUGGCAGACUGCUGGCAGAGCAGCUGGGUUUUGAAUUUUUUGAAACGAGCGCCAAGGACAACAUCAACGUGAAGCAGACCUUUGAGCGUCUGGUGGACAUAAUCUGUGACAAGAUGUCAGAGAGUUUAGAGACUGACCCCGCCGUGACCACAGGAACCCAGGGAACGGCCCGGUUAACAGAUAACCCUCCUCCACUACAGCAGCCCAACUGUGCCUGUUAGUGCUCAGUUUACAUAGUAGCAUAACUGUGUGUGUGUAACACCUUUAGAUAGAUGCAUAUAUCCUUUAAUGUCAUAGAAUACAGGUGCUGGAACAACUUGAAUCUGAUCAGUGCAUGUCAGGAGUCAUGUGACCCUUUAAUGGAAACAAAGCUGUCAUAUGGAUGCAGUCUUGAUCAACGGUGAGCAGUUUUUCAGUGUUUUAAAAAGCAGUAUGGAUAAAAAUAGCUUGAAAAAUAUUCAUGUGUUGCAUUUCUUUGGUUUUUGGUAUGUUUGGCCUGUGAGUCUGUUGCACCACUAGGAGGUGUUCAAACAACACACAUUCUCGUAUUCAAAAACAAAGCCACAAUGGGGUCUUGAGGCGCUUUUUAAAAUAAGAUGCAGCGGCCAAAGACAUCUGUCUGAUGCAUGUGAAAACAGACCAAACAAACCCAGAACACAAGAAUGCGUUGUGUACGAAUGCUACUUUUGCCUGUUUUGUUCCAGCACCUUUGGACUAGAGUCACAUCUGUCUAUACGGUGCCUAGCUCAUUCUGACACAUUGUUUUCUUUAGUGUCAAUCAAAGUCCUAAUGGCCUUUACGGCACUGUUAUUUUAGUUAGUCAAGACUUCGUCCACAUGCAUGCAGCGGCUGUUUAUGAACUGAUGACUUUGAGCACCAUCGAACUGACCUUUCGCUAAGCCCAACCCCCUUAGUUACUAGUAAAUGUAGUUAAGAAAAAAAAAAGUAGUUUAGUUUAGAAUGAACUGGAGAUUUUUGUGAACUCUUUAUGACUUUGAGUACGAUUGAACUGACCUUUCACUAAGCUCCACUCUCUUAGUUACUCAAAUGUAAUUUUGUAAUUAUGAAUAAACGUAAUUACAUGGAUAAAUAUAGUUACUAAUUAGUUUAGAAUUAAAAAUGGAGAUUUUUGUGAACCUUUUAUGACGGAGUAGGAUCAAACUGACCUUUCUGUAAGCUCCGCCCUUUUCAUUACUUAUAAACCUCAUUUAACGUUACGAAUAAAAACUUAAGUUUCGAGUUUAUUUAAAAUAAACUGGAGAUUUUUGUGAACUCUUUGUGAUAUAGAGCACGAUCUAAUUAACCUUAAGUUAAUUCUCCACCAAAGUUGGAGCUUAACAAAUGUCGUUACGACUAAAAACGUAGUUAAGAAUUAAUUUAGAAUAAAGUAGAGAUUUUUGUGAAAGCUUUGACUUUGAGCACGAUCAAACUGAGCUUUCACUAAGCUCCACCCCUUAUUUAUGAAUAAACGUAAUUACAAAGUUACAAAUAAAAACUUAGUUGCAAAUUAGUUUGAGCCCGAUCAAACUGACCUUUUUUUAAACUCCACUUCCUUAUUUGCGAAUAAAUAAAAAAUCAAAUUGAAACUAUUUUGUCAAAUAGUUACGAAUUAGUGUAAACUGGAGAUUUUUGCGAACUGUGAUUUUAAUUUUAAUUUUUUCUUCUCUCUGUCAAACGGUUUUGGAUGAUUCUAAAUUGACACGUUACAUCAUUACACAGGACGUCCUGUUUGGCAACAGUUGCUAAUGUAGGAUUGGUCUGAUUUGUUUUUAGGGUGGAGCUUCGUGAAAGAUCAGGUGCUCAAGGGAAAGGAUCUUAAUGGCAAUUCUACAAAAUUGCAUUAAUACACACAAACACACUCUAGUUUUGUAGAUCAGGAAUUCAUGCCAUAUUAAUCGAAAUGAAAUGUCCCAUCAGUGAUAUCAGCUGCAUAACUAGUGUGUAUAUGUGUACUGUAGAUUAUUAAAGAUUACUUCAUCAUCUAUAUGAAUACAUGAUCUAUCUAUGUAUAUAGGUUUGUAUAUACCUCAGUCAGAUGAAUAUAAUAUUGUGGAUUUAAGUAGCUGUUCAAUACAGGGAGGAAAAUGUGCAUUUAAUGUUUCUACAUAUUUAGUUUGAGCAUUGUAAAUGAAUUCACGCUGAUAAAGUGAAAUAUUUAUCUAUUUAUUCAAAGCAAACAGACUUUAAAGUGAGAAAAAGAAAAGUAAAUGUGCUUUAUGAGCUGCGUGUGUCUGAUAACGAAACGUUCUUCUAGGUGAAGUGGAUUUUGUAUUUUUCCCCAAGCCCUUUUUUCUCCAUUUCUCUUUUCUGUUUAUCGCUGUCGUCUGUUAUUUUUCUCUGCUGGCUAAAAAGCUACUUUGUGGAGGAUGUGAUUUGCUGUCCCUGCUCUUAUCUUGUUUUAUGCUCAUGGCCGGAGAGGAUUCAGUGAUUUUAGAUGUUAUAAGGAAACCGCUUCACUGUCGCCCGAGUCGGGUCGAAGCUCGCUGGAGCUUGUCUUGUAAAAUGAUGCAGUAAUAGCCAAGGAAAUGUGUCGGGCAGCUAUUUUCAGGAGAAGUGAGUCACUCAUCAAUAUUUCAUCCGACAAACCUUAAAUGACUUUGGCUGUGGAUGGAAGUUUUUUUCAUUUUUGAGUCAGAAAUAUAACAUUUCUAAGGAAGAGCAGUUCUAGGGCAAACGUCUUGACACAUGAUAAUAUUCAGAUAUUUCACCUCAAAAUGAAAUGUAGAAAGAAAAAGUAUAUAUAUGGCAUGAAAUAUAACCUGGAUUUCAUGAGAUUCAUCUUCUAGUUCAAGAUGGUUUUAUUUGCUUCUUGUCCCUAGAGAAUGUCCAACUUUCAAUGUGAUGUAUAAUAAUCUAGGUAGAAUUAAGUUAAAAAAUGAAAACAGCCCUUAAACUACAUGGUGUGGUCUGUAGAUAUGUGUGGUUUUGUGAGCGUAGUACCAAAAAAAAAGUUUAUAUAACAUUAGGCCGACAAUAUCUGGCAUUAUUAAAAACAUAUUGCGGUCACAGACUGAAUACGCCGGUACGUAUAUAGCUAAUAGUUCAUUGAUGUGUCCUCAGAAUAAAGAAAAUCAGUAAGAAACCCACCUCGUUUCCCCACCACAAGCCAUGUUUAACAUUAUCCCUGCAUGAAAUUGUAUGGCAUCUCUAUUUAGAUACCUGUAUCUGUAUAAUCUUAUUUAUUUGUUCAUUUAUGCGUCCCUCGGUAUGUGGGGUGCAAUGGGCCAGCAAGUGCAAUAUUUCGAAACCCUAUCUCUUGUAUAUAGUUGAAUGACUGUGUGUGUGUGUGUGUGUGUGUGUGUGUGUGUGCGUGUGCGUGUGCGUGUGUGCAUGUAGAGAGCGUCUUGAUGUGCCAUGCUGAUUUUGCACACUAUCUUAACCCAUGUAUGGAUAAUCGCUCUGCCUCACCUUCUGUGUUCAACUAUCUUUGUGCUGACAUUAAGACAAAAUACUGUGGAGUUACAUCAGUGUGUGAGUGUGAGUGUGUGUUGGUGUAUAUACUAGUAUGGAGAAAAGUAAAUGUGUAUCUUGUUGCAAGUCAUCUCUGUGGUUUUUCUUUGUGUGUUUGUGUGUAAAUCUCAUUCAUUUAGCGCAUGCAUAGGGCUAUAUAUCUGCAAUCACUCUACUGCAAUUCAGUAGUUUUACAAUAGCUCUCAUUUCAGGUGUACAGCAUGCAUAAAAUAGCUUUUUAAAUACAAGCUCAAAAGGGAGUGAAAACAUCUAAACAUACAAAAAGUACUUAUACUAUAGUUCAGUUGGAUAUCGGAUGGUAAUGAUUUCUGUAUGUCAAAAGAUACUAUUUUACCAUGCUAUGUCCAAAAAAAAACAAAAAAACAUGGUAAACCUCUGUUUGUAUUUAAAUGAUUUAUUUUCUUAAUUUUAUCAAUAACAUGUCAGAUUUGCUUUUACCUCGUAGAGAAACUGUACAAUUUCCAAAGUCCCCUCAGAACAUUAAAAUGUUCAUUUUAAUUUGUCUUAAUUGAUCUGAGGCUGUAAGCUACUGUCCCUAAAAUAUGGUGAUUUUAUUUCAAUUGUUGUGAUUUUUAUUCAAAAUAUUUUAUUUUUUAAAAAGUGCUAAUCUAACUUUUGGUUUGUGUGGAAAAAAAUUGUUGGACCUAACUUGUGAUAUCCGCAGUGAUUUCUAAUAUUUUAGUCGAAGGAAUCACUCUAGAGCUGGUUGUUCUGUAUGUGUGGCGUGUGUAUGACAAAAGUGUAUCAAUUACUGUUGAAAGUACCAAUAAAUAUUCCUAUUGUGUUGAUA